AUGGCUGAAGCGAAGGAAAGAUGCUAUAAGAUCAUUCUAAUGGGAGAUGAAUCAACGGAGAGAGCUAGAUUGUUUAAGUACAUGGCAAAUCUGGCUCCUGAUAAGAGAAAGGAGACAAGAGACAGUUGGACUGCUACUUUUACUGUGUCUGACAUAACUGUAGAGGUCCGUGUGAGUGACACACCCUCAAAAGUGGUGUCUCCAAAGAGCUACUACUUUUCGGCGGAUGGUGCUAUACUCGUGUACGACACUACGGAUCUGGAGACACUGAACAAUCUACAGCACUGGCUCAAAAUGCUGAGAUGGGCGAGGGGGAAAAUGCAACCAGUAUGUGCUCUAUGGGGUAACAAAGGCUCUGGUUGGAAUUCUGUUGAGGAGGCCAAUGUAACUGGUUUUCAAGAUAGGAACGAGGAGAAAGUUCGUCUAUUAGCUAAAGUGGAUGUUUCCAAUGACGAUGGUCAUAUCAUGGAACAAUUUAAUGAGCUAUUAAAAGAAAUUCAUUUUACUCACACAAAGAGUUAUCCGUCGCUGCGACAGAAUACCGGAAUAGAUACUGGCAGUGUUGUGCAUUUGGAUGAUUAUUCGAAUGAAAGUAAAACUGGAAAGAGUGGAUGCUCGUGUUGA
Molecule: messenger RNA, 624 nt
Organism: Halichondria panicea
Lineage: Eukaryota; Metazoa; Porifera; Demospongiae; Suberitida; Halichondriidae
Exons: 2
Coding region: 1-624 (207 amino acids)
Biological process (GO): vesicle-mediated transport
Cellular component (GO): endosome
Molecular function (GO): GTP binding; GTPase activity
Source: RefSeq, a predicted model, not a curated record